Drosophila obscura is the source of this 980-nucleotide messenger RNA. RefSeq names its product UMP-CMP kinase (gene Dak1). The record is from RefSeq and is a predicted model, not a curated record. The transcript has a single exon. Gene Ontology annotation, molecular function: UMP kinase activity; ATP binding. NCBI's taxonomy places the organism in Eukaryota, Metazoa, Arthropoda, Insecta, Diptera, Drosophilidae. Gene Ontology annotation, biological process: UDP biosynthetic process; 'de novo' pyrimidine nucleobase biosynthetic process; CDP biosynthetic process. Gene Ontology annotation, cellular component: cytoplasm; nucleus. Bases 53 to 811 code for a protein of 252 amino acids.
GUCUCUCGCCCCUAUAUACACAUACCACGCAGCCAAUUAGCUUCAUUUGUCAAUGUGGCGGGCUUUUGCGCGAUUGCUACCCAGAGCAUUAGAGUGUGGGCCAGGAGUGGUGCAACAACAACAACUAACGCUGACGCAGCAUUUGCCACAUUCGAACGCGAGCGAUUUCUGCAGAACGUAUUACCGCAACACACACAACCUCCUCGAACCCAUCAUCAUGACCAGCAGUGCGAAGCCAAAGGUUGUGUUCGUUCUAGGUGGCCCCGGGGCUGGCAAGGGCACGCAAUGCUCCAAAAUCGUGGACCGUUUCCUCUUCACGCACCUGUCCGCGGGCGACCUACUGAGGGAGGAGCGUUCGCGCGAGGGUUCAGAGUUUGGCACGCUAAUCGAGGAUUACAUACGUAACGGGAAAAUUGUGCCCGUAGAGGUCACGUGUUCGCUGCUGGAAAACGCCAUGAAGAACUCGGGUAAAUCGCUCUUCCUCAUCGACGGCUUCCCACGCAACCAGGACAAUCUGGACGGCUGGAAUCGUCAGAUGUCCGAAAAGGUAGACAUGCAAUUCGUUCUCUUCUUCGACUGCGACGAGGAGGUGUGUGUCAAGCGCUGUUUGACCCGUGGACAGGGCGGCUCUGGACGCUCUGACGAUAAUCUGGAGAGUCUGAAGAAGCGCAUACAGACGUACAACAACGAUUCGUUGCCCAUUAUCAAGUACUUUGAUGGCGCCGGCCAGGUUAAGAAGAUCGAUGCCAGUCCCGAUGCCGAUCAGGUCUUCAGGGAGGUGGAGCGAACGUUCCUGUCCAGCGGCUUCUAGAUGCGAUGCGAUGCGAUGCCCCCUCCAAUCCAAGUGAAAUGUUAUCUCUUCAGCUCAUUGUUUAAUUAUUUUAUGUGUGUGUUUAGCCUUAUCUUUAAUGUAGCAAUGCUAUCCUCUAUUCCCCACCCCCCCUGUAAAAAAUAUAUAUACGCUUGUUAUUGUAAUUUAA